ACAUGGCUCUAGCUUCUAGUAUUGUUCAAGUCGACGGCAGAUCGUGAGGACUGGCUGUCAGUUGUGAUGUGACAGAACUGCACUCUGAUUUAAAACUGUACAGUUCAUAUUAACCAGUUAGCUUACAAUAGUCUAACAAGGAAGGAAUUUUAAGUGAAGGCGACAGUUGCACUUAGUGCUAACGUUAGCAGUCCUGUCAGACUUGGCGACGAAGCAAACAACGAAGUGCUGUUUUAUCUCUCACGGGUGAAAUUAACGUUCACUGAGGAAACAUCAUUGUUUUGAAGAGGAGUGAAACGUGACUCGUGGACACGGGCAUCUUGUUGAAGAAGACACGUUAUAAGGACUAACAGUUUUGUGUUGACAUUUGGGUUGCAUCUUUAUUUUUUUUAUGUUAACAUUGACAUUGAAUUAGCUCGCUGGUGUUGGCUAGUGUCAUUGGUUGCUAGAACCUGUUUAUUUUAGCUAGAAGCAAGUUAAAUUAUUCCGUAUCACCAAACAAGGUAACGUUAUUUCCAUAUUAUUGCUAGCAUGUUUGCAGAGACUUAUGGGCAGCAGCGAUGACGCUAGGUGUAGCCACAGGGUUAUGUCACUGCCAGGCUAACAGAUAGCUCGGUGUCUGCAGCUGAUUUCAAUCUUUGCAUAGUCAUGUACAGCAGGGUUGACAUCAUGUAGACUGUCCCUCUGAAUAGGUUUAGGUGACCGGGGAGACACAGUGUGUUAGUGAGCCUCCUUGGAGAGUAAUGCAAAGCUGGAUUGCAGCUAUCCAACUGGGUCAGAGACUGACAGCUGGCACUGAUACAGUUUAGCUCAGGAUUGUUGCUAGCCAAAGCCGUCUGUUCUGUGUGAUAUUACAAACAUCUCAACCCACUUAGUAUACGUGUGAGUGCAUCAUGUCCUGGUUGCAUCUCUUAUUUAUGCAAUAAGGCACAUCAGAACAGCCUGUCAUGAAAUAAAUCCGCAGUGCCAGAAGCAGCAUCGCCAGGACUGAGUGGAUAAUUUGCUCCGGGAUUAUUUUCUGAAAAGGAGAGCAAACGUUCAAGGCUAUCCACCAGUACCCAGCAUCAGCCGGACCAUCAGCCGGACCAUCAGCCGGACCAUCAGCCCAUCACAAUGGAGACUGUAGGAGAUUUUGAAUACAGCAGAAAAGACCUGGUUGGACAUGGAGCCUUUGCUGUGGUGUUCAAAGGAAGGCAUAGGAAGAAGACAGAUUGGGAGGUGGCCAUCAAGAGCAUUAACAAGAAGAACCUGUCCAAGUCCCAGAUCCUGCUUGGCAAGGAAAUCAAAAUCCUGAAGGAACUGCAGCAUGAAAACAUUGUGGCUCUUUAUGAUGUCCAGGAAACACCCAACUUUGUUUUCCUGGUCAUGGAGUACUGUAACGGAGGUGAUCUUGCCGACUAUCUGCAAGCUAAAGGGAUGCUGAGAGAAGAUACACUGAGAGUUUUCCUCCAGCAAAUUGCUGCUGCCAUGCGCAUCCUCAACAGCAAAGGAAUCAUUCACCGUGACCUGAAACCUCAGAACAUCCUGUUGUCGUAUGUGGGUCGCAAGAAGUCCAACAUCAGUUGCAUCCGCAUCAAAAUAGCUGACUUUGGCUUUGCACGGUACCUGCAGAGCAACAUGAUGGCAGCCACUCUAUGUGGGUCACCCAUGUACAUGGCCCCAGAGGUCAUCAUGUCCCAGAACUAUGAUGCCAAGGCAGACCUGUGGAGCAUAGGGACAGUCAUCUACCAGUGUCUGGUCGGCAAGCCCCCAUUCCAGGCCAAUAGUCCUCAAGACCUGAGGAUGUUUUAUGAGAAGAACAAGAAUCUACAACCAAUUAUCCCAAGGGAGACAUCUUCACAACUUAGUGACCUUUUGCUUGGUCUGCUGCAGAGGAAUCAGAAAGACAGGAUGGACUUUGAGGCAUUUUUCAGCCAUCCUUUCCUGGAGCCAUCUUCCACCAUUAAAAAAUCGUGUCCAGUGCCGGUCCCCAGCACCUCCAGUGCAGUGACAGACAGUUCCUGUGGCAGCUCCCCGUGCAUCCGCUACAACUCCCCUCCUUCUCUUCCAGACAUGCAGACACUGGCAGAAGAUGGUCUAUCAUCCCCUCCGCUCGGCCCGCCCAACUUCCUGCAGCUGUCCAAAGAGUCCGCAGGAAGCACCAGCAGUAAGAACUCCUCCUGUGACACUGACGACUUUGUCCUGGUGCCUCACAUCUCCGCUGACAGCUAUGACCAGCCAAUGGGAGUGGCUCGCCGUCCGUCGAGCGAGUUCCUCAUGUGUGGAGGGCAGCCACAACCAACCUCUGGACAGACCCCCAUGGUGUCCCCACGGGCUGAGACAACCCCCAUCCCUGUUCCCACCCAGAUCCGAAACUACCAGCGCAUCAAGCAAAACCUAUCUAGUAGCCCGACCACCACAAUGUACAGCUCCCCAAGGUCUGGCACUGUGAGACGCUCCAACACUAGUCCUAUGGGGUUUCCCAAGGUGGGCUCAGGGUCCCCCAGCUCUGCAGACGUCCCUCAGACAGUAGGCAGGCGUCUCUCGACUGGCAGCUCCCGACCCUACUCCCCCUCACCUCUUGUGGGCACCAUCCCCGAGCAGCUGGGUCACUGCUGCUGUCACCUGCAGAACCACGAGCCUCGCAGCCGCAGCUCCUCAGGAGGUUCCCCCGUCCCAUCCUCUCAGCUCCUGGGGGCUCGGCUCCAGAGUGCUCCCACCCUGACCGAGGCCUACCAGACCAGGCAGAAACUCCACAAGCAGUUGUCAGACCCUGUUCAGCCAUCCUCCUCCUGCAGCCACUCCCCUCAGCUUGGCCGACCGGCCAACCUCGGCUCCUCUCCCACCAAGCUCUUAGGCUCUUCCCCCCGCACGUCCGACUGGCUGCAGAAGUCUCCACUGCCCACCAUCAUUGGCUCCCCAACAAAGACCAUUUCAGCACCGUUCAAGAUCCCCAAAACGCAGGCAUCCUGCAAUUUGAUGGCGCUGGCGGACAGCCCUGUGCCCACCAAGAUGUUGGCAGAUGCUCGGGAUAUCUGUGCACACCACUGUAGCCCAUACCUCACCGGACGCCCAGCUGCCCCUGAGGCCAGCAGGACCUUUGGCAGAUCUGUGAGUACGGGUCGUCUGUCUGAGCAGCCAAUCAGAAUCACUCUGGGUGGACAGGCCUAUCAAGGCAGCACUGACAGCUUGAACACAGAGCGACCCAUGGACACAGCCCCUGCAGGUCCCAGUGGACUGGCUCAGGGUGGGUCAGCGAGUCCCCGUACUGUCCUUUUCACGGUGGGUUCGCCACCCAACAGCAGCACACCUCCUACCUGCAGUCAUCUGGGCACAAGACCACGCACCACCUCAGUGGGCUCCAACAGUUCAGCUGGCUCCCUAUGCUCCACCAGUGGUCGGGUCUAUGUUGGAUCUCCUCCAGGCAUGGCCAUGGGCUCCUCGCCUCCAGGAGGAUUUUUGGGAGGGCAGAUUGUUCCUGGGGCUGAGGGGGCACCCAGUAGCCUACGCUACGUCCCCUAUGGGACAUCCCCUCCCAGCUUGGAGGGAUUCAUCACAUUUGAAGCCCCUGAGCUGCCUGAAGAGACCCUCAUGGAGCGUGAGCAUACAGACACUCUGAUGCACCUACGGAUGAUGCUUUCAUUCACCGACUGCGUCCUGGAGAUGGCGGCAGUUCGAGCAGGAGGGACAGAGCUUGGUGUGUCGGCUGCCUCCAUCUACCCUCCCCAGGACAGUGUGGUUGUGGACCAGAUCAGCCAACUCAGCAAAGAGUGGGGGCAGGUGGAGCAGUUAGUGCUUUAUAUGAAGGCAGCCCAGCUCCUGGCUUCCUCCCUCCAUCUGGCUAAGGCUCAGAUUAAAUCGGCCAAACUCAAUCCUUCCACUGCUGUCAAACAGGUGGUGAAGAAUCUGAACGAGCGUUACAAAAGCUGCAUCUCCCUCUGCCGACGGCUGACUGACAAACUCAACCACUUCUUCUCUGAUAAGCAGCGCUUUGUGGACGAGAUUAACAGCGUCACAGCGGAGAAGCUCAUCUACAAUCACGCUGUGGAGAUGGUUCAGUCAGCAGCUCUGGAUGAGAUGUUUAAGCAGACAGAAGAUAUAGCCUACCGCUACAGCAAGGCCGCCAUGCUGCUGGACGGCCUGUCCAAGAUCCUACAGGACCCCACUGACAUUGAGAACGUGGUCAAGUACAAGGCAAGUGUGGACCGCAGGAUCUCAGCCCUCUGCUACUGCACUGUCACACUGUACGAGUAGCAGCCCUCACACUGACAUACACACACACACACACACAGGGACCACGUCCUAAGACUGUUGACUACCAUCCUCACCAAGCCGCUGUUCUCUCUUGUAGCAGUUCAAGCACUUUUUAUUUCAUAGGUUUCAUCUGUAUUCACCAUCAGUUAGUUUUCCUGGCUGCAUCACAGACUGAACUGUGACAAGCGACUGCUUCACAAAUUUACAACCAAAGAUGACAUGGAUCCAGAAACAAAAGGCUGAAACCGGAUGAGGACAUAAUGCAUGCACUUUUAAGUGCAUUUUUUUUCUUACGCUACAGUGGUGGAAAACCGUCUCAUCAUCAUAUAUAAAAACAAAAAAACUUAUGUCCAUCUUCGAGGAUAUCGUCUGUUUUUUUACCAGAGGUAAAAGAAGAUGGACGGGACUGUAACACAGCGUGGGAUUUAAGAGACUUCUUCUCCCCAUGAAGCAGUUCAUCUUUUUAAAUUCCUGCUUACUAUGUGAUAUCAGUGGUUAUUUACUCUGUGUUUAAGUUGUUAUUGUUCUUAUUUAUUGGUUCAGAAGGGCAUGGAUGUCUGAGUCUCCUGCAUGUCUUGAAAACCUCAAGUAUUGGAGUGGAAGGAAAAGUAUGAAAUUAGCAAAAGGCUUGCGGCCAAUCACUGUAACAAAUCCAACUCCCAAACAGUAUGGACUUUGAUUUAAAAACACAACCUCCUGUUACAGAAGCUAGACAGCCGGGCGAGCAAAGGAAGCAGUAGAUUUGUAAUUGCUUUGUUUUUAUUUUUCUUGUCUUGUUAGCUCAAGCACUUUAUUGUGGAUUGGGAGGAGGAGGAGGAGGAGGAGAUGAGUAUCUGUACAAGUACUGAAGGUAGUGAUGUGAAAGCGGGCCAAGGGUUUCCUGCUCUCACCCUCAAAGGUUACCUGUUCUGAAUGCAGGGUCAACACGUCUAAAAAAAAUGCAUACAUUUCCCAUAAGGCAGAGCAACCAGGGAAACUCAGGACAGCCAAAACACACUGGCUACAACUUUUCAGGACCUCUGCUGUUUGAGAUCAACUAGAAGGUUAACAGAACCACUUUACUCUUGCGUGUAAAUUUAUUAAAUUAAUGCAGUAGUUCUUCAACAUCAGCAUAAUUUAUUAAAAAUACUUGUAGAAACUGACAGAUGCUUGUCACAUUGUUUCCCUUGUUAUUCAGUUUUAUAGGAGUGUAACAGACCCACGGUUACUCGCGGUGAGGAUGGGGGUAAAGGUAUAUCUGAGGCGACAGCAGCUCACUCUGCUCACAUUGCCAGAAGGUGUGUAAGCUUGGAGAUUCAGAAGAACUUGAGCUCCUCUGCGGUGAUGACAGGCCUUUCUCCUGUCGCCACGGCAGUGCUCAACAGCCAUUCAAACGUCCACUUUAAACCCUGAUGGAGUUAACUGUGAAACUGAAUGGUCAUAUUACUUGACAAGUUACCUUAAUAAUACUUUUCAUUUUAAUUAAAUACGACAGCUUUUAUGUUCAGUCAUUUAUCUGUAGCUAUUUUUUAACAAAACUUGAUGUUUGCAAACUUGUAUAUAUUUGUAUAUGGUGCAUGUGAUUAUUCCUUUCCCUUCUUUUUGGGAGGGGCGUGAGUGUGUAUGAGAUCACAGUUUGCGUUUUGGUGGGCGUCGAUGAUACCAUCGGAUGCCCUGCCUGUCAGUCAAAGAGCACAAAUCUUUAUAUGUACAUAGAUGAAUUUGAUACGUUUCCUUCGUGUCUGCCAAGGGUUUGAUAGGGAAACCUAUUUUGGCGCAACAGGGGUGUGCCAAAGAAUAAAAUAUAACUCAUGGCAGCUCCAAAACUUUCCAGAGAACUCUUUCUACCAGGACUGUUCAUUGUUAAGCUCAAGACACACAUAUUUGUUCAGUGGAUCUCAUGAAAUUUUCUGAAAUGAGUCUGAUUUCAGAUUUCACACUCAUUUUCCAAAAUUUUGUGAUACUUUGAUUUGUCACAAUCUGUACUGCCUAGCAUCCACUCAGUCCCUCUGCCUCCCCUCAAGUUGUCUGCUGUGUUCCCAACAAUGUAUGUACUGUAUGUUUGUAUGAGUGUAUAUAUACACACACACACGUGUACCUGCCAGGUGUGCAUUAAGGCCAGUAGUAUACAGUUAAUGAUGGAAAGGGAGGUGCCUUCUUGUGAAAACAGGCGUAGGCCUACUCCUCUGUACAAGUGUUAAUACAUUCUUUUUCUGUGUAAAAAUGUGUAUAAAUGCAUUCACAGGCACCCAGCGCCUGUUUCUCUGAUGUACUGUUCUUUUCCUAAACAUAUCGGGGUUUCAGUUUCCCUCGUCCUUGUCAUGAGCACUCUGAACCACACGAAGCCUUUUACUGCACACAGAGUGAAGGGGGACAAAUAAAGCUGGUGGAAACCCACAUGAAUUUUUUCUCUGUACCGUUUUGUUCAUGGACUGGUUUAGAUAACGCAUGGGUACCGAGUCUGCAUUUUGCCCCAUAGAACCUCUAGAACCUUGAAUGUAUGUACCCUGUUGUUUUGCGCCUCUCCAACUUGAUCUGAUGCAUUUUGAAGAACCCUGCUGUCAAUCACCACCCUGAAAAUGCAACACUUUCCAAGCACCAAUUUUUCAAAGAGAAAUGUCAAUGUUAUACUUGUGUCUCUCACCAAGGGGUGUCUCUCUUUGUUCUUUAUGGAACACAAAUACAGUAUUUGUUAUUAAAAAGAGAAAAAAAUAAAGUCUUGCAGUGUGCUAAUU
Messenger RNA from Scatophagus argus, 6947 nucleotides. RefSeq names its product unc-51 like autophagy activating kinase 2 (gene ulk2). NCBI's taxonomy places the organism in Eukaryota, Metazoa, Chordata, Actinopteri, Scatophagidae. The transcript is spliced from 27 exons. The coding region runs from base 1114 to 4233 and encodes 1039 amino acids. Gene Ontology annotation, molecular function: protein serine/threonine kinase activity; ATP binding. The record is from RefSeq and is a predicted model, not a curated record. Gene Ontology annotation, biological process: positive regulation of autophagy; autophagosome organization; autophagy. Gene Ontology annotation, cellular component: autophagosome; cytoplasm.